Molecule: messenger RNA, 1669 nt
Organism: Zophobas morio
Lineage: Eukaryota; Metazoa; Arthropoda; Insecta; Coleoptera; Tenebrionidae
Product: pickpocket protein 28-like
Exons: 7
Coding region: 1-1584 (527 amino acids)
Biological process (GO): sodium ion transmembrane transport
Cellular component (GO): plasma membrane
Molecular function (GO): ligand-gated sodium channel activity
Source: RefSeq, a predicted model, not a curated record
AUGGAAACAAAAUUUGGAAACGACGAAUCUCCUCCAAGAAAGAAUUCCUUUUUUAAGAAUGUUCGCACAUAUUUUAGAGAAUACUGUAAUUGUACCAGUAUUCACGGUUUUCGAUAUUUUGGAGAAAAAAGAACAAUUUUUGAAAGGAUUUGGUGGAUUAUAAUUUUUCUCAUCUGUUUGAUUGCUUGUAUAUCAGCAAUUUAUGGUGUGUACAGAAAAUGGGAAGGAAGUCCUGUUAUUGUCAAUUUCGCUAAUCAAGGAACUCCAAUUUAUCAAAUUCCUUUUCCAGCGAUCACAAUUUGCCCUGAAUCAAAAUCUUUUCAACCUGUGUUCAGUUAUACUCGUACAAUGCAGAAAAUGUUAAGUAAUGCUUCUGUAACACCGGCAGAACAUACCACGUUUGAAUAUAUGUCACUUAUUUGUAAAUAUCAGGAUAAACUCAAUUCUUCUUAUUCAAAGCCUGACAUAUUUCCUGACGAUUUCUUUGAAACAGUUCACAAAAUAAAACCACAGUUGUUACUAUAUAACUGCAUGUAUUUAGGAAAUACUGAUACAUGUAGCAGAUUUUUUAUACCAAUAAUGACAGAUGAGGGAGUGUGCUACACUUUCAAUAUGUUGGAUCGGGGUGAAAUUUAUAACGACAAUGUAGUCCAAUUUAGAAAUUAUCAACGUGCUCCCCGUAAUAUGAGCAAUUGGUCCGUAGAACAGGGUUACGCGGCAGAUGCAGGUCUUUUUCCAUAUCCUGCAAGAGCUUUAUUUGCAGGAGCAGUAAAUGGUUUAAGUUUCAAUAUUAUAACUCCUAAAACUUACCUAGACUUCGCUUGUCGGAAAAGUUCUCUUCAAGGCUAUAAAGUUAUACUUCAUUCUCCAAUGAGAAUUCCGCGACCUAGCCAGCAAUACUUUAGAGUUCCCUUGGAUCAAAGUGUUGUAGGAGCAGUACAACCUGUGAUGAUAAGUACUUCCGAUAAAGUUCAAAUGUAUAAUCCGAAAAGAAGGGGGUGUUAUUUUCCAUCAGAACGUCGUCUGAAAUUGUUUAAAAUCUAUACUUCAUUAAAUUGCAAAUUAGAAUGUCUUACAAACUUUACAUUGAGAACUUGCGGAUGUGUUAAUUUUUUCAUGCCGAGGGACAAUGAGACCAGAAUUUGUGGAACUGGUAAAAUCACUUGUAUGCGAAAUGCAGAAAAUUUUAUGCAAAUAAAAGAUUUGCAUAGGAAGCUGUCAAAAAAGGAUUUUAAAAGGGCAGAUGACUGCGACUGUUUGCCAAUCUGUACGGACGUUACUUAUGACGUAGAAACAUCACAAACUGAUUGGGACUGGAAGAAGUCAUAUAGUGCCCAUUUACUCAAACCGACUAACGAUUCUCAUCUAUCGUCGUUAACGAUUUUUUUCAAGUCCGAUAAUUUUGUCACUUCAGAGAGAAAUGAACUGUAUGGACCUAUCGACUUUUUAGCAAAUUUUGGUGGCCUUUUGGGUUUGUUUACUGGAUUUUCUGUAUUGUCUUUAAUGGAAAUAUUAUACUUUUUAUCUAUAAGAAUGAUUUGUAAUAAUCGCCUUUAUGGGUAUUGGGCAGGACCUGAAAUGUAAAUUAUGCCCCAGAUAGACUAAUGGAUCAUGCUAUAGCGCGUGCACUUAUAUUUUAAUUCAUAUGUGUAGAGUUUAUUACUUAUGU